Molecule: messenger RNA, 1689 nt
Organism: Toxotes jaculatrix (banded archerfish)
Lineage: Eukaryota; Metazoa; Chordata; Actinopteri; Toxotidae
Gene: nedd8
Product: NEDD8 ubiquitin like modifier
Exons: 4
Coding region: 415-690 (91 amino acids)
Biological process (GO): modification-dependent protein catabolic process; protein neddylation; regulation of proteolysis
Cellular component (GO): cytoplasm; nucleus
Molecular function (GO): protein tag activity; ubiquitin protein ligase binding
Source: RefSeq, a predicted model, not a curated record
GGCGACGCGCAGGCAAAAACUACAAACGCGAGACUCGCUUUACGCCACGUUGGGCUGUUGCCGUAAGGAUAAUUUUAGGUAUUUACGAGACAUAUUUCAGUUCGCGUUUCUUGGCGCCUAGGCUCAGGCUGUUGAAAGAUAAUUUUUUUAGGGCAAAUUUUGUGCUUUUUCGACAGUAAAUGAAGCAAAAUCCGGAAUCAACUGAAGCGGAACCGAUGACAGACAAAAAGGGAGGCAGUGGGACAAACUGAGAAACACAGGAAACACCCAUUGAAUUUUUGGAAGGGAAUAUCGAGUUUCUACAUAAUUAUAUUAUCUUUCAACCCACAGUUAGGGAAAAUUAUAGAUUCAGUUAACGUGUAAACAUAGCACUGAUCCCGUUCUAGUGAGUUUUGUAAAAACAAGUCAACAAAGAUGCUGAUUAAAGUGAAGACACUCACUGGGAAGGAGAUAGAGAUUGACAUAGAGCCCACAGAUAAGGUGGAGCGGAUUAAAGAAAGGGUGGAGGAGAAGGAGGGGAUUCCUCCCCAGCAGCAGAGAUUGAUCUACAGUGGAAAACAGAUGAAUGAUGAGAAAACAGCAGCAGACUAUAAAAUCCAGGGAGGCUCUGUUCUCCAUUUGGUUCUUGCUCUGCGAGGAGGACAGAUGCACAGCUCUCCCAGAAGCCUCUACUUCAAGCCUGCAUUGUAGCCAUCACUACAAAACAUGCCUUAGCUUUUGCAAUGCCUACACUAAGAGGAUACACUGAAGACACACAGCCACCAGUUGCGGAGUCACCUGGUGGCACUGUAGGCAACACAGAGCCAUUGGAAGAAAGAGUUAGAUCAGGUUCUGCUUGUGGCAGCCUCUUCCCCUCAGCCAAAAAUGUGUUGGCUGCAAACAUUUCCCCCACCGUUAAUGGCAAGACACUCCACAUGUAGGCUGGUGGAAAAGUUACUUUCAAAAUGAAACAAGGUUUGGCUAUAGAUUCACAACCCAGAGAAAAUUUGUGUGUGUUAUUUCUACAGGUCUAAAUUUCCGAAAGCAUUUAAGCAGAGUUAUCAUUUGUUCCACUGACCCGCAAUGAAGUAGAGAUAACAGUAGCAUAAAGAUGUUUUAGGGAUACCCAUGUUUGGAUUACAGUGUUUGCCUUCACAGUGUGACACAAACUAAGGUUUACUUGUUCCACUUCAUAAAUGUUUUAUUUUGUUCUCUUCAAAUUGCCCCAGCUCACAGUAUAAUUAUCUGAAGAGAGUGGUAUUCAAACUCAAACUAUUCCUAUUAGGGAAAACAAGAAAUUAAGGACAUGUUUUGUGUGCUUUGUGUGUCAGGAAAACCUCCUGCCACCUACUCUAAAUCAUGUACCGCAUUGUGUGCUUUAAUCCUGCUACAUAAAGAAACUACACAGGUCCAUUCAGAAGGAUGUUUUAUAAUUGAUAGAUAUCUGCAGUGAUUUGUUUUUGUCCUGAUUGCAUAUUUUACUUUUCCAAGAAGACAAGGAGCAUGCCAACUAUGGUCCUGUCUGACAACAGCUUCAGUUUACAUGGAUUAUUAUGAUUAAUUUGUAUGUUCAGAGACGCAAUGUUAACUUUUGGGAUUGCUGUGUAAGCACCCAUAUGCCCCUCAUCCCCUUAGUGUGUACAGGAUUGUGUGAAACUGGCCUAUGCUGUGGAUUAGUUUGUGAGUGUAAUAAAAUUAUGUUAAUGCCAA